GCUUCUGUGCACUAUCAAAUGUUUAUGAAACAUUUGCUUUCUUUCGAAAGUUAUAACAUUUGAAUUUCUCUUACAUUCCACGUUCCCGAAACGGAUCCUAUCAAAUAUUUCACAUUUUCUAUGAUCAUCUCUAUUUCAGGUAUUCGGGGAAUCCUCCUUAAUAGACGAAAUAUUCCUAUUAUGUCAAUGCCAAUUGAAUCAAUGUUAUUAGCUGUGAAUUCGAACUUUUUGGUAUUUUCAGUUUCUUCGGAUGAUAUGAUGGGUCAAUCAUUUGCUUCAUUGGUUCCAACGGUGGCAGCUGCGGAAUCAGCUAUUGGGUCAGCCAUUUUCGUUAUUACUUUCCGAGUCCGAGGGACUAUUGCUGUAGAAUCUAUUAAUAGCAUUCAAGGGGCAGGGCCUUUCUCGCUGGGCGAAUUGAGUUCCACGGAUAUGCAGGAUAGAAAGAUGCUAUUUGCUGCUAUUCCAUCUAUUUGUGCAUCAAGUUCGAAGAAGAUCUCAAUCUAUAAUGAAGAAAUGAUAGUAGCUCGUCGUUUUAUAGGCUUUAUCAUAUUCAGUCGGAAGAGUUUAGGUAAUACUUUAAAAGUGACUCUCGACGGGAGAAUCCAGGCUAUUCAGGAAGAAUCGCAGCAAUUCCCCAAUCCUAACGAAGUAGUUCCUCCGGAAUCCAAUGAACAACAACGAUUACUUAGGAUCAGCUUGCGAAUUUGUGGCACCGUAGUAGAAUCAUUACCAACGGCACGCUGUGCGCCUAAGUGCGAAAAGACAGUGCAAGCUUUGUUAUGCCGAAACCUAAAUGUUAAGUCAGCAACACUUCCAAAUGCCACUUCUUCCCGUCGCAUCCGUCUUCAGGACGAUAUAGUCACAGGUUUUCACUUCUCAGUGAGUGAAAGAUUUGUCCCCGGGUGUACGUUGAAAGCUUCUAUCGUAGAACUAAUUCGAGAGGGCUUGGUGGUCUUAAGAAUGGUUCGGGUGGGGGGUUCUCUUAAGAAUAAAGAAGACGAAUAGAAUCUAAUUCAUGUUCAUGCUAACAGAAGAGCGGAUCCAAUACCAAGACGACUUCUUUCUCAGGAAGUGCAGCAAGUACUUGAGGAAUUGGGGGAUGUCAUGCCCCACGAGUUAGUUGCCAAGUGCCCCCUAGGAGGGCAGUCUACCACAAGAUCGAGUUGGAGUCUGGAGCCAAACCCCCUGCAUUGGCUGGGUUUUGCAGAUGGCCCCAGCAAAGAAGAAACUCCAUGAGCGCCCUAGCUGAUUGUAAAUCGGGGCGCAGGAGAUGAAAUCCGGCCUUACUCGUUUAGGGCGACCCCCCUUUACUAAACCAAAUAAGGGCGCUAGCUUUAGCUAGCGCGCCCAGCAAGCGGAGGGUGGUCGUAGAUCACAAGCAAUCCUUCCGCGCACGUUAGCACGCGCCUGAGCGCUAGCUGAUCGUAGACCAAGUGCUUGGUUGCAUGGGGCGCGUUAGCACACGCAGUAGUU
This is a messenger RNA of Telopea speciosissima, 1473 nucleotides long. Its product is annotated as ATP synthase protein MI25-like. Lineage: Eukaryota; Viridiplantae; Streptophyta; Magnoliopsida; Proteales; Proteaceae. The coding region runs from base 121 to 1005 and encodes 294 amino acids. Gene Ontology annotation, molecular function: proton transmembrane transporter activity. The record is from RefSeq and is a predicted model, not a curated record. Gene Ontology annotation, biological process: proton motive force-driven ATP synthesis. The transcript has 3 exons.